CGGGUCUCCGUCGCCUCUCCGAGAAGGGGGAGACGCAGGGGGCAGGGCGGGGCCCCGGCGGAUGCGCCCCCCGCCGCCUCUCGGGCUGCGCCGCCUCGCGGGGAUGAAGCACCGGCCGUGAAGAUGGAGGUGACCUGCCUGCUACUUCUGGCGCUGAUCCCCGUCCACUGCCGAGGACAGGGCGUCUACGCUCCAGCCCAGGCCCAGAUCGUCCACGCAGGCCAGGCGUGUGUGGUGAAAGAGGACAACAUUAGCGAGCGCGUCUACACCAUCCGGGAGGGCGACACCCUGGUGCUGCAGUGCCUCGUCACCGGGCACCCCCGGCCCCAGGUGCGGUGGACCAAGACUGCGGGGAGCGCGUCCGACAAGUUCCAGGAGACAUCCGUGUUCAAUGAGACCCUGCGCAUCGAGCGCAUCGCGCGCACGCAGGGCGGACGCUACUACUGCAAAGCCGAGAACGGCGUGGGCGUGCCCGCCAUCAAGUCCAUCCGCGUGGACGUGCAGUACCUGGACGAGCCGGUGCUGACGGUGCACCAGACAGUGAGCGACGUCCGGGGCAACUUCUACCAGGAGAAGACCGUGUUCCUGCGCUGCACCGUCAACUCCAACCCGCCGGCCCGCUUCAUCUGGAAGCGCGGCUCCGACACCCUGUCCCACAGCCAGGACAACGGCGUGGACAUCUAUGAGCCCCUCUACACCCAGGGGGAGACCAAGGUCCUGAAGCUGAAGAACCUUCGGCCCCAGGAUUACGCCAGCUACACCUGCCAGGUGUCUGUACGCAACGUGUGUGGCAUCCCGGACAAGGCCAUCACUUUCCGGCUCACCAACACCACGGCACCACCAGCCCUGAAGCUGUCUGUGAAUGAAACGCUGGUGGUGAACCCUGGGGAGAAUGUGACGGUCCAGUGUCUGCUGACAGGCGGCGAUCCCCUACCCCAGCUGCAGUGGUCCCAUGGGCCGGGCCCGCUGCCCUUGGGGGCUCUGGCCCAGGGUGGCAUCCUCAGCAUCCCUUCAGUGCAGGCCCUGGACUCUGGCUACUACAACUGCACAGCCACCAACAAUGUGGGCAACCCCGCCAAGAAGACCGUCAACCUGCUGGUGCGAUCCAUGAAGAACGCCACAUUCCAGAUCACCCCAGACGUGAUCAAAGAGAGUGAGAACAUACAGCUGGGCCAGGACCUGAAGCUCUCGUGCCACGUGGACGCGGUGCCCCAGGAGAAGGUGGCCUAUCAGUGGUUCAAGAACGGGAAGCCGGCACGCAUGUCCAAGCGGCUGCUGGUGACCCGGAACGACCCUGAGCUGCCUGCGGUCACAAGCAGCCUCGAGCUCAUUGACCUGCACUUCAGCGACUAUGGCACCUACCUGUGUGUGGCUUCCUUCCCAGGAGCACCUGUACCCGACCUGAGCGUUGAAGUCAACAUCUCCUCUGAGACAGUGCCUCCCACGAUCGAGGCUGCUCUGCUGCCCUCGGGGCUGCCCGUGGAGGAGACCCCGGACGGGAAGCUGCGGCUGGAGCGCGUGAGCCGCGACAUGAGUGGGACCUACCGCUGCCAGACGGCUCGCUACAAUGGCUUCAACGUGCGCCCCCGCGAGGCCCAGGUGCAGCUGAACGUGCAGUGUGAGUCCCACUGUCCUACGGGUCCCUCCCGAGCUGUCCCUCCUGUUCCCGCCAGGCCUGUCCCCUCUUUACCCCUCCACCCACCCAGUCCCCCAACGCCUCCACCUACUCUGCUACCCCUUGUGUCCGAAGAAUCGCUGCUCUGUCUUUACCUUGGCCUUGCCACUGCAUUCUCACCAACUCUUGGAAAAUUCAAUCUCCCUUUUCUCCAUCUCCCACCUUCCCUCCGACCCACCCUCAUCGUCCCCAAACCCCUUUCCCCUCAUCUCGUCUCCUCACAAUAUUCUCUUUCUCUCCCCAUCUCAUCUCUCUGUCCCACCCUGUCCUGUCUCCCCCUCCCAUGCCUCCUCUCUUUGUCUCUCCCCAUUCCCCACCCUCCAUGGCCCCAUGCCCCCCUCCCCGCCCUCUUAGCCAAAGCCUACAGCCCGGAGUUUUACUUCGACACCCCCAACCCCACCCGCAGCCACAAGCUGUCCAAGAACUACUCCUACGUGCUGCAGUGGACCCAGAGGGAACCUGACGCCGUCGACCCCGUGCUCAACUACAGGCUCAGUGUCCGCCAGUUGAACCAGCACAGCGCCAUGGUGAAGGCCAUCCCCGUGCGGCGUGUGGAGAAGGGGCAGCUGCUGGAGUACCUGCUGACUGACCUCCGCGUGCCCCACAGCUACGAGGUCCGCCUCACGCCCUACACCACCUAUGGGGCCGGUGACAUGGCCUCCCGCAUCAUCCACUACACAGAGCCUAUCAACUCUCCCAGUCUGUCAGACAACACCUGCCACUUCGAGGAUGAGAAGAUCUGUGGCUACACCCAGGACCUGACAGACAACUUUGACUGGACUCGGCAGAACGCCCUAACCCAGAACCCCAAGCGCUCUCCCAAUACCGGUCCCCCCACUGACGUCAGCGGCACCCCUGAGGGCUACUACAUGUUCAUUGAGACUUCGAGGCCCCGGGAGCUGGGGGACCGGGCGCGGUUGGUGAGUCCCCUGUACAACGCCAGCGCCAAGUUCUACUGCGUCUCCUUCUUCUACCACAUGUACGGGAAGCACAUCGGCUCCCUCAACCUCUUGGUCCGGUCUCGGAACAAAGGAGCCCUGGACACACAUGCGUGGUCCCUCAGUGGCAAUAAGGGCAACGUGUGGCAGCAGGCCCACGUGCCCAUCAACCCCAGUGGGCCCUUCCAGAUUAUUUUUGAGGGGGUUCGAGGCUCUGGCUACCUGGGAGAUAUCGCCAUAGACGAUGUCACACUGAAGAAGGGAGAGUGUCCCCGGAAGCAGAUAGAUCCCAAUAAAGUGGUGGUGAUGCCGGGCAGUGGAGUGCCCCACCGGCCCCGCCCACAGCUCUGGGGGCCCGCGGCCAUCUUCCUCUUGGCGCUGCAGAGAUGAUGAGAGCUGCGCGGCCCCCCACCCCGCCCCUGGCACACCAAAGUGUCUGCAUCGUACCAAAGACUGACCUCUGCCAGCCGGGGUGCCCGGGGCAGGGGCGGCCCACAGGGAGGGGCCUCCGUCGGCUGCGAGGAUGAGCAGAGAACAAGGACAGCGGCCCGCGGAGGCCCUGCAGACGCGCACACUCACGCCCACACUCACACAGAGAUAUAUUAAAGCACAAGUUUCUAUCCGA
This is a messenger RNA of Myotis davidii, 3238 nucleotides long. It is a transcript of the gene MDGA1, whose product is annotated as MAM domain containing glycosylphosphatidylinositol anchor 1. Gene Ontology annotation, cellular component: membrane. Gene Ontology annotation, biological process: nervous system development. The transcript is spliced from 18 exons. Lineage: Eukaryota; Metazoa; Chordata; Mammalia; Chiroptera; Vespertilionidae. The record is from RefSeq and is a predicted model, not a curated record. Bases 124 to 3003 code for a protein of 959 amino acids. Gene Ontology annotation, molecular function: protein binding.